Mycena citricolor is the source of this 279-nucleotide messenger RNA. The record is from the annotation of a GenBank genome assembly. NCBI's taxonomy places the organism in Eukaryota, Fungi, Basidiomycota, Agaricomycetes, Agaricales, Mycenaceae.
CCGCAAGCCAACCGACGCAGCGCCCCUGCGGCGCUCCGCAGGGGCGCUGCUGUCCGCAGGAGCAGAGCACUGCGCAGAAGCGAUGUGGUAAAGCAGACUGCGCUCCGACUGCGGUACUCCACCGAGGGAGGAGGGGUGAGCGGAGGGAGGGUGAAGCAGCGUGCUGUCCGCUGGAUCCUAAAGCAACGCGAGGAGCGCGGCCUCCGGAGCAGAGUAUUCGCGUAGCGCGCGUAGCUCGAGCUCCCCUUGAAACCUGCUCUCAACACUCUGUAGUAGUCC